UCGCGAACCAGUUCGAUACUUGUGCACCAGAACGCAAAGUACAACAGGAUUUUUUUCGUUCGGUGUGACGUGAAAAGUGCACAUAAUAAUUGUUCAAAUUAGCUUAAGUCCAGUUAACUAGCCAAACAAAUAGCCAUGUCGUUUGCGGAAAAGAUAACGGGCCUGCUGGCACGGCCAAACCAACAAGAUCCAAUUGGACCGGAGCAGCCCUGGUAUCUCAAAUAUGGAAGUCGACUACUGGGCAUUGUGGCCGCCUUCUUUGCCAUUCUCUUUGGCCUGUGGAAUGUGUUCUCCAUUCUUACACUCAGUGUAUCCUGCCUUGUGGCGGGAAUCAUACAAAUGGUGGCAGGAUUUGUGGUAAUGCUACUGGAAGCGCCCUGCUGCUUCGUCUGCUUCGAGCAGGUGAACAUGAUCGCGGAUAAGGUGGACUCCAAGCCCCUGUACUUCCGGGCUGGACUUUAUAUUGCCAUGGCUUGUCCGCCCAUCAUCUUGUGCUUCGGAUUGGCCAGCUUAUUCGGCAGUGGCCUGAUCUUCGGCACUGGCGUGGUUUAUGGAAUGAUGGCGUUAGGCAAGAAAGCUUCUCGGGAGGACAUGGCCGCCGCUGCCACAUCGCCCACACAGAUGGCCGGCAGUCAGGCGGGCGGUCAGAUGCAGAUGGGCGGCGAUCAGCAUAUCACACUCAUGGAAGAUCCAGACGUCUGGCGCCCCACAUAAAUGCCCAGUCGCGCGAUUAGUAACUGCCAAAAAGAAACCACAACUCUCACACCCUCAGAUACAGAUACUCAGAUACACCCAAACACACACACACACACACACACACACAAAACAAUCCACUAGAAUUGCAAACGAUGCAGAAAUUGAUCGAGUAACAAAUAUUUUACGGCGCCUAGUUUUUAGUGUUCGUUCCAAGGAAAAAUGUAACUAGAAGACAAACAAAAUCAGCGUUGUAGGGCAUCAGAGAACUAGAAUACAGAACACCCCACCAAUUACAAAAAGAAAUUGAACGAAAUUCUCAUUAUUGUUGAAACCGAAAGUGUUAGUAAUCAAAGUGUUUUUUGGGCAAAUGCAUUUUUGUCAUUCGUCCGUUUUUGCAUGUCCUUCGUAUUCGUAUUCAAAUUUUUUUUAAUGUCUUUCGUCGAGCGGUUGGUGUUGUUAAAAACUACAGUUAAAUAUAUUAUACGCAUAGAGAAACUACUGAUAACAAUAACGUAAUACACAUGUCGUACUGCAGCAAGCAUAUAUUUUUAGUGAGAAACUAUAUUUGAAAGCUAGCCGAACGCAAAAGAAACCUAUAAGUAAACCACAGCUUCCACACACUCUCACACACAGCUAAAGCUAAUGAAAAGCCACUGAUGAUAUGGAAAAGUGAAAAUCGAGAAAACUAGAGCAAUAUGUACAACUCAGAAAGUAUUAACUUUAUAUGCUUUGCUUCAAUGUAAACCAUACAAUUAAAUGUUAAACGUUGUUUGAGAAUGAAUUUGCUCGCAAGAUAGCCACAAAUUGAAAUUGAACAUAAUCAAGCAUACAAAUAGAUAUAUAUACAACCAGUUGAGGAUUUACCAGUUCUAUUUUUUACAUGUUGUAAACAAGAAAUGUCCAUUUAAAUUUCUAGGCAUUCUUAGAAGCUUUUUAAUUUAGACAAUCACUUGGUUAAUAGGUUUUCUUUAUCGGGCUUCGUAUUAUUUCUCAUUUGCUAGAAAUAUGUGUCUUUAGUUUUUUGGUAUACCUAAGUUAUUUAUAAGUAUUUAUUCCAACCAUUUUAACUUUGAUAGUCUGAGAAAAACUUCUUAAUUGUUUCUAUUGUUGCCCUUGGCUUUCUUCCCCCAAGAAGCAUUCCAAAUUUGUUAAAAUUAUAGGUUAUUGUAUCUUUAUUUAUCAUAACUUUAAGCAGGCUUUAUUUGAAAAAUACUCGCAAGAAUUUGUUACAUAUAGCCUUCGAUGGAAACUGAUAAUCUCACCUGAAGUAAUAUUGAAUCGAAAUAAAUUUGUUGAAAUUUGUUAUUCAAUGAACGCAACACUAAAAAUGAAA
Messenger RNA from Drosophila ficusphila, 2029 nucleotides. RefSeq names its product calcium channel flower (gene fwe). The transcript is spliced from 5 exons. Gene Ontology annotation, biological process: vesicle-mediated transport. The coding region runs from base 136 to 714 and encodes 192 amino acids. Lineage: Eukaryota; Metazoa; Arthropoda; Insecta; Diptera; Drosophilidae. The record is from RefSeq and is a predicted model, not a curated record. Gene Ontology annotation, cellular component: membrane.